UUGUUCAAUUCCGGACUGAUCAACACCGCGUCAAUCACCGGUCGCGAACUCAGGGACUCACGUCGCGUCGAUCGAACUGCUCUCUCACUAUACCAUCAACUGAAUCCGUCAAGGGAAAGAAUGGCAAAUGAUGGCUUGCGGGAACUCCGUCCACAGGGCGCAGCAAAACAACUCGCCACUGUUGGUGGCGACUAAGCCUAGCUUGUUAUUGGUGAACACUUUAAUGUCCGGGCCACUACAGUACAGUGCGCGAGUGAGUGAUUUGCGCCACAAUUUGUUGAGCGCCAUCUAACGCGAUGCAACGGCAAAACUCAAACGGCCCAGUGUUCUUUCCGUGUGCCCGGCCAAAGCAGCGUGGUGUGGGGUUCGAAUUGUUCUACAUAUUCUAUUAUUACGAACACUCGGGAAAUUCAGCCCCAGGGAUGGUGAAGAAAGUUGAACAAGGCGACAUGGAGGGCGAGAGGGCGACGCAUAUGCGUUCACGUAUCAACCACGUUGCUGGGUGCUGAACUGAACUUACUCACGGUGUGUCUGGAACCGUUAUUAACGACAACAAAUGUCUAAGAACUAUUCUAAAGAUAUUUAAAUGCAACUCUUCUCCGUGAACCUGAAAAUAUUUCAACGAGCAUGAGCAUGAUUGACCACCCGCAAUUGCUUCUCCGUUGUUGCUACUGAUGCUACUCGGGAUCAAUAACAUUCUCAAUGUCGCUGCACUGAAAUAGCAAAGAUUCAAUCGUUUCAGUCGUUGACUGUUUGCGGACAAGUAGAGAGCUACGUAUAGGAAAAUUGUUAGUUGAAAUGGCUUCCUCACCAUCCAUAAUCGCUAGGAAAACUAGGAAAGAAGAUUUAGCUGAAGUAUUAGCAAUGAUACAGGAACUAGCCGACUUCGAGCAUAUGUCCGAUGGACCUAAACUGACAGUGGAAGACUUGGUCAGGGACGGGGGGUUCCAGGAGGAGCAAACCGAGACGACACCAGUAUUCCAUAGCUUUGUGCUCGAGCUCAUGGAACCAGUCUGUUCAGACGGCAAUAAUGAAGAAACACGGACGUCAUCCUCCACUAGCGGUAACCUUUCGACCCGCCCUCAAUCCCAGUUGAUUGGCUACGCGAUCUGCUUCUAUGCGUAUUCGACAUGGCAAGGCAAGUCGUUCUUUCCUGGAGGACCUCUACGUUAAACCGGCCUAUCGCAGUUCGGCUAUGGAAGUUACUGUUUCGAACAUGGUGAAACAUGCGCGGCAGAAUGGCUGUGCGCGGUUCGAUUUCCACGUGCUCGCGUGAAUCCGGCAAAGGAGUUCUACACGCAAUGGUGCGCAAAACCUGACGGAAGUUGAGCAGUGGGAAUUCUUCGCCUGACGCGGAACAAAAUGGAUAACUUUGCGAGCAAUUGAU
Messenger RNA from Aedes aegypti (yellow fever mosquito), 1387 nucleotides. RefSeq names its product diamine acetyltransferase 2. The record is from RefSeq and is a predicted model, not a curated record. Bases 799 to 1173 code for a protein of 124 amino acids. Lineage: Eukaryota; Metazoa; Arthropoda; Insecta; Diptera; Culicidae. The transcript is spliced from 4 exons. Gene Ontology annotation, molecular function: N-acetyltransferase activity.